AAGUGAUGGAUGAAUGUAGCAUUUUGUAAGGAUUAUUGCUUUCAUAAGAUUUCGUCUUCUGGUUCCUUUAUUCGUCCAGAUGAAAUUCUGCAUUUGAAUUUGGGAAUUGGACAAAUUAUUUGCCUGUGUACUUGAUGACAAUUAAAUUUAGGCUUUAACUUGUCAAAAGGUAAACAACGAAAAUGAAAGAAGUAAACAGUCUGUUCCUGUUUGCAUUGGAUCUAAAUCACGAAUUACUGAAGUUUGGAAACAACGACAUCGCCGCCCACCCAUCCUGUCCUACACUCAUGUGUAAACACUGCCGAGUGGCACUAGUGUACAACUGUAAAAACCAAAAAUGCGCACUGAAUGGACCGUUCAUUUCAGGAAAUAUCUUGCCCGGACAUAAAUGGCCGGAGUUUGCUUGUACUGGUUGCAAACGACCUUCAGAAGUCUUAUCACUAAUACCAAACUGUCAGCAAGGCUGUUUUAGUGAAGAGGCAAAAAUUGAUCGAGACCAGUUCGAACGUCUACAAGAAGAACACACGAGAUUGUUUUACGAAAUUAAGCCUGUUUUGUCUUAUGUCAGUUUUAUGUGUAAGGAGUUUCGAUACGAUAGAGUGAUCUCUGCACUGGACAUGGGAAACAUUGAAAACAUCUGUAAAACCGUUUUCAGCUUCUGGUUUUGCAAAGGUGUCACUUUUGAGGCUUGCGUUGGCUUCUUCGGUUUUGCAAAAGAGCUGAUUUUGCAUAUGCAUAAACUGAAACAUCCAUUGGAGACAGACGCUAUGGAUGUCCUCUCUACAUUUAUGAAAACCAAUGUUGCACAAUAUAUGGCAGAUCAGAAUGAAUGGAAAAAAACACUCGAAGACUUCUUCAAAACGCAAAAGCUUAGCAUUGAAAACGAGAUGACAUGUCGACUUAGAGGUGUCGACAGUGAGCUAGGCUCAUGUCUAGCUUUGAAGUGCAUUUCAGCGAAAGCCUUCAACAUUGCUGUUGUUGGCGAAACAGGCUCAGGAAAAUCCUCGUUGAUCAAUGCCCUUCGUGGGAUAAGGCCAGGAGAGGAGGGAGCUGCAGGGGUAGGGGUAACGGAAACAACGCUAGUGCGCUCACAAUACGCAAUCCCUUACAACGAGAACAUGUUCUUAACUGAUUUGCCUGGAAUUGGGUCAGUUAAGAUGACGGAAGAAAUGUAUUUGUCAAUCGUUGAGUUUGCGUUUUAUGACUUUUUCAUACUUGUAUCUUCACGCAGGAUUACAGGUCGUGAUAUCUGGUUUGCGCAGCAAAUUCGUAAUUAUGGAAAGGCAUUUUUCUUUGUAAAAACAAAAAUAGACAUAGAUAUUGACAACGAAAUUUUCGACCAUGGCAAAUCAGCAACAGAAACUACGUACCUUCUUCGUAAAGAAUGUGAAAUGGAAAUGAAAAACAUAGGCAUGCACGACUCGGAAAUAUUUCUUGUAAGCUCAAGAAAGACCAACAAAGCAGAUUUUGGAAAGCUGAAAGCCCAAUUGGAAUCGGGAGCAAGCAUUGCAAUUAUGUCAAGAGUAACGAAACGAAACGCCCUGAUGCAAACGAAGCGUCAAACAAAGAUGAAAUGUCAAGAGCAGUACAUAAAAGUAGCCAACAGUCUGCAAGUUGUAGCGAUGAGUCUGGACAAUGAAUCACGCAAUAUGAAACAGCUCAAGGUUGGCACCGCGAGCGUUUCUUUAGUGUGUGGUAUAACAUCAUCGGCUUGUAUACUUGCUGCACCAGCGACACUUGGAGCAUCUCUUAUUCCCGGCAUCGUGCUAGGAGUAAUAGCUGCCGCUUCUGCAUUCACAACUGCUGGAUCAUCAAUAUUUGAACACUUUCGUCAGAAAAAGAAAGCGAAAGAAAUGAAAGAUUUGAUUGAAAGAGAAAUUGAAACGCCAUGUUUAGACAGUGACGAUGCUUUAGUUGAGUAUAAUGGCAGUUCCGAGCUCGGCGCUGCUGAAACAAAAGAAGAUAAAGGAGGAGUAGGCGAGGUAGCAGGAUCAACUAUAGAAGCAAUAAAAGGAGGAUUAGGCGUGGUAACAGGAUCAACUAUUGGAAUAACACUACGAGGCAUUGAGUCAGGCGCAGUGACGACGCUGUCAAGUAUGGCAAAGAUAGUUCGCUUAGGGGGUGGCAUUGUUGGAUUAGUCGGCGUUCCAUUCGACGUCUAUACCAUUGUCACACAAAGUAUGGAUUUACACAAAGGAAAUUAUUCUGCAGUAGCAAAAGAAUUAAGAAAGAAGAAAAAGGAAAUUGAGCGUAAGCUAUUUCGAUCUGCUUACAAGAGGCGGUGUCCGAAUCCAGAACGAUGCGCGUACAUAUGUGCGUCCAUGUAUUAAAUGAUGCCCGAAUGCACAUCAGUGUGCCAACAUGUAUUAAAUUUAAAGCCAAUAAAGGUUCACACGACAUGCCGACCUACCCGAUUUUUAAAAAAAAACUAUGACAAUAUUAAAUCUCUUAGUACACUGGACUUCGUACGUGAAUUCAAGAUCGAAGAACACUAUUAUUAUGUUUGUAUUACGAAACGACAUGUCAUAAUAAACAGUAAAAACAUUAAUCGGAAACCAAACGCUGUUCAAUCAGAAACACAAGAAGUACGCAAAAUAUACCCUACUACAUGAAAUCAAGAACUAGGCACAACAUGAUGGAUUUUACUAUGCAAUCUACAAAACUGAACAACACUACACAAUGAAGACAGAAACAAAGGUGUGCGCAUCAAUCAGAGCUUGUGUUGUCGAAAGCGUGAUGUUUAAUUCGACACUUUAAACACGUUAUUAUACACUUUAUUUUGAGCUAUGAAUUAUAGCAAUGCAUUUACGAUCGUGUCAGGAAAUACCUUUGAUAAUCCAGUGCUGGACCGGUAUUCAUUUGACAUCUUAUUUUUUUUGUUAUUUUAAGCACUCUCAUUCAUAAGAGGUUUGAUCACAAUAAAUCGGUGGUACACAUAGCAUCAUCUCUCUGGUGAACGAGAAUGAUUUUAAGAAGAAUUCCUAAAUUUUCAUUGUCCAAUUUAAAUAAAAGGAUGAUCAUUCUUUACAAAAAUGUUAGUAUAUUACAUACUAUUAAUGAGAAUACAGUAUUUUAUAUAGUAGUUAUAUCAUAUUUAUAGUUAGAUACUUAACUUAAAAAUGACUUAAGUUCGAAAAUUCCCUAAGAUGUUUUAAGAAUACUGGCUGGUGUUUAAUUUUGAAUCAACACACUGCUAUAUUUUAACCAUUGGACAUUAGUGGAUGCUUGUGUGUUUAUUGCAUGGUCGCUUGUUGUAUCGUUGAAUUUAAAUAUGAAUCAAGAUCAUGUUUCAUGAUAGAAGGACAAUUUGGAAAUCAAAUGAGUGCACAACAAUCAUACAUCUGUUUUACAGCCAUAAACAAGAUUUAUGAUCAGUUCAAAGGUAUGUGAAAACAAUUCUGUGUUUUUAUCUUGGCACGAAAAAUACAAAAAACAACAACAUAAUUAUAAACUUACUCUGCAUAUUUGUUCACUGAAGUUUGACAUUAUAUCAUUUCAAUAUAAUCAGUUGUCGUUCAUCAUAAAAGGACAUCGUUAAUGCGAAGUGUCAUUAUGCAUUGAUGUUUUCUAAUCUAUCCUUACGGUGUAUACUUAGUCAAAAAGGAUAUUGAUCAUCCUCGGCACCCAGUGUAUUAUAACCUAUAUAAUAUAGGUUCGUAUAAUAUAUAGGUUAUAAUACACUGGGUGCCGAGGAUGGAUAUUGAUAUGGACAAUUGGAAAGCAACAAGGCGAUGGAAAAGAUGAUUAAAAUAUUUUUUUCACAAUAAUUGCAAGCCACUAGGCACAUUUUCCUUUGCUUAACUAACAUAUUAUUGUUUAUUUCGCAUACAUGUAAUGUAGAAACCACUUAUAUGAUGAUAGAUAUAUGUUUUUCUUUGAAAUUUUGUUAAAUAUGUAGAAAUGGAUUAAACGUGAUCGAGCUUCAAAUAUAUUUUAAACAUUUCCAGUGUUAAGUUUAAACAUAUAUUUCACAAUAACUGCACGCCACUAGGCACAAUUGCUUUUGCUAAACUAACAUAUUAUUGUUUAUUUCACAUAUCAGAUGUAUGUUUUUCCUUGAAAUUAAGUUAAAUAUGUUGAAAUGGAUUAAACGUGAUCGAGCUUCAAAUAUAUUUUUAACAUUUCCAGUGUUAAGUUUAAACAUAUUUCACAAUAACUGCACGCCACUAGGCACAAUUGCUUUUGCUAAACUAACAUAUUAUUGUUUAUUUCACAUAUCAGAUGUAUGUUUUUCCUUGAAAUUAAGUUAAAUAUGUUGAAAUGGAUUAAACGUGAUCG
Molecule: messenger RNA, 4278 nt
Organism: Mya arenaria
Lineage: Eukaryota; Metazoa; Mollusca; Bivalvia; Myida; Myidae
Exons: 5
Coding region: 183-2330 (715 amino acids)
Biological process (GO): lipoprotein metabolic process; lipid transport
Cellular component (GO): extracellular region; membrane
Molecular function (GO): GTP binding; lipid binding
Source: RefSeq, a predicted model, not a curated record